Molecule: messenger RNA, 662 nt
Organism: Rubroshorea leprosula
Lineage: Eukaryota; Viridiplantae; Streptophyta; Magnoliopsida; Malvales; Dipterocarpaceae
Source: the annotation of a GenBank genome assembly
GAUAGCAGAUUGAGUAGGUGAUGAAUAGCCUACCUGCAAAGCCCGCCAUUACAUUAUAGAACAGAACAUGACAAGCAUCAUUAAAGGAACCACAGACAGCAACAACAGUGCAGAGAUAAACCAUCCAAUGAUUCCCACCACUGCUUCCAUGGUGGUAAGUAGAUGUAUCUUCUUCAUCAACUACAUCCUUUUGCCGCUGGAUGAGAGGUUCUCUUACAUCUCCAUUCCAGCCACCAUUGUUUAUAUCUUCUUUAUUAUCCAUGUUUCUUUUCUCUAUUUAACUUUUGAGUAUAAUAUCUAUCAUCAUAACCAGCAUAUAAAUUAAAAAAGGGUAAGACAAGCUUGAAGAAAUGAUCUUCAGGAUGAAGAAAAUACUGAAAAUGGAAAACAAUGAAAAUCUCUAGCCAUGUCUCUUACCAACUAUGCUUUUCUUCAUCCCUCUGCUGUUGUAUUUACCGUAUUCUCGCUAUUUAUCUGCCAUUUUCUUCAUCCAGAGAUGCUUUUUUUGUAGUUGCUCCAGCAUCCUAAAAGGGAAUUCUUUUUAAAGGGAGAAAGGGAAUGCAUCUUGUUCGCAUACAUUUUUCCGGUUGUCCUUUCAAGUUUGACAUUUUCCUGAUUUUCUUUUCUGAAUGAUUAGCGGGAAUGCGCAGAAAUUGCAAUUG